Messenger RNA from Conger conger (European conger), 922 nucleotides. It is a transcript of the gene tomt, whose product is annotated as transmembrane O-methyltransferase. The record is from RefSeq and is a predicted model, not a curated record. The transcript has 4 exons. Gene Ontology annotation, molecular function: catechol O-methyltransferase activity. NCBI's taxonomy places the organism in Eukaryota, Metazoa, Chordata, Actinopteri, Anguilliformes, Congridae. Gene Ontology annotation, biological process: developmental process; catecholamine catabolic process; dopamine metabolic process. Bases 143 to 922 code for a protein of 259 amino acids.
CACAGUCAGUAGCUGCGUUUGGCUAGCAUUUUCUGCAUUCAACUUCAUUACCCGCACCACAACAUAGCUUCAGCUUCUUCCUUGCCAAACAAUUUUACCAGAAAGUUUACAGAACAGUAUUCUGCCUUAAAGGAGCAGCAGCAUGGUGUCACCCGCCAUCGCUCUUGCAUUUCUCCCGCUGCUGUUGACCCUGAUCAUCAGGUACCGCCAUUACUUUGUUCUGCUCUACCGAGCGGUACUGGUGCGCAUGGUGCAUGACUGCCUCACCGGCCUUAGUCGUGAAGAACGGGCAUUCCAGUAUGUGCUGACCCACGCUACCCCGGGAGACCCUGACAGCAUCCUAGACACCUUUGAUCACUGGUGCAGCAAAGUAGAGUUCAUCAGCAACAUCGGUCCAAAGAAAGGUAAAGUCCUGGACAGACUACUGAAGGAGAGCUGUCCUCUGACAGUACUGGAGUUGGGUGCACACUGUGGGUACAGCACAAUACGCAUUGCCCGCUUACUUCCCAUUGGUGCCAGGCUCUAUUCUGUGGAAAUGGAUGAACGCAAUGCACUCGUGGCUGAGAAAAUCAUUCGUUUGGCUGGCUUUGACGAUGACACGGUGGAGCUGAUCGUGAAGCCCUCUGACGAGGUCAUCCCCAGGCUGCGGGAGGACUUUGGGGUGGAGCGGCUGGACUUUGUGUUCAUGGACCACUGGAAGCGCUGCUAUCUCCCAGACCUGCAGCUGCUGGAGGGCAGCGGCCUUCUGGGGAAGGGCACGGUCAUUCUGGCCGACAACGUGGUGUUCCCCGGGGCGCCCAACUUCCUGCGGCAUGUGAAGAGGAGUGGGCUGUACGAGCACCGCGUGCACCGCGCCACGCUGGAGUACAUACGGGGCAUCCGCGACGGAAUGGCCGAGCUCACCUACCUCGGGAACAACUGA